Molecule: messenger RNA, 1343 nt
Organism: Pseudo-nitzschia multistriata
Lineage: Eukaryota; Bacillariophyta; Bacillariophyceae; Bacillariales; Bacillariaceae
Source: the annotation of a GenBank genome assembly
UGAACAGAGAGAGAAACAGAAACAGAACAGAAUACAGUAAUACAUUACAGUAAUGUAAUACAAGCAAGUAAGAAUACAUACUUCUACUUGAUGCACUGAAACCAGAGCAUACGAGACCACACACCACUGCACAAUACCCGUACUCUUACUCGUACUCGCACUCUUACCCUUGCUCGUAUCAUCAACCAGAAAGAGCCAGUGAUCGACCAUUGCCUCUCACAGAGCCGAAGCAACGAUCUCCACCCGGCGUUUCGGAAUAAGGUGUAUUGAAACCUACUUCCACGUUUACAACCAGCAUUUUACGGUUCAAUACAACUGCAACUACGACUGCGACUCUUCCACACAAUGCCGAUCGCGGGAAUCAAGACGCGGACGGACCUCCAGAACGACCUGUUUUGCCUGAAAGAAGAACGAGACUUCUUCGAGAGCCGGUUUCUCGAGCAGGUCUCGGAACUCAAGGCCCUCAAGCAGGAGCUCGCAAAGUCCAAGAAGGAAAUCAGGCGCCUCAGGAUGUUUCUGAUGGACCAGGACACUGCCAACAAUCCGUUGCUCCUGCCGCCCGACCAGAUCGACGCCUUUCCCACCCCCAAAAACCACAACAAGGGGUCCUUCCGCGGGUCCUUUGGCACGCCCCGCGAAAAUGCGCUCUGCGAAGACAAGGGACACGGCCAUUACGAAGGCGAAGACGAAGGCCGCAACGAUUCCAUCCACCAGCACAUUGCCGAAAAGGACGACGCCUCGUCGCUCACGGCCGAGGAAAUCGAAGAACUGGACCAGCAAGACGAGACCCUGGAACGCGAACAAGAACGCCAACGCGACCAAGAACGCCACCGAGAGGACCUCCAGAUCCAGCAGAGCAGCAGCAGCAUCCGCACACCCUCGCGAUACGAAAGCGAUCGGGGCGAUGGGGAAGAGGAGGAGGAGGAGGAGGACGUGCGCAAGAGCGCCGAGAAGCUUCUGGCGUGGGCCUCCUACCGAUCUACGAUGUCGAACCGCAGCCUCAACGCAAGCCGCACGGGGGACCUAUCGUCGGUGGCCUCGCCCUCGGUCAGGACCUCGGGAUCGGCAAGGGUCUCCCUCCUGGGAAAGAUGAUCGAGACGGCGGAUUCCCACGAUCGGGACGACGACAACAGCCAUUGCAACAACGAUUGCAACGAGAAAAAUCUUUCCCUCGAAGAAGAAAAGAAGGACGAGGACUGCAGUAGAGGCAACGAGGUCCAAGCAAACUAGCCCCACCGAUUUCACAAAACAGGAUCGGGUAAACUGGUUGGUUCGCCAGCCAGUCGGAACGGCAAUCGUAUGCCAUAUCAUGGCAUGACACGGAAUCAAUUAUCAAUCUACCC